Eremomyces bilateralis CBS 781.70 is the source of this 1592-nucleotide messenger RNA. RefSeq lists its product as uncharacterized. Gene Ontology annotation, cellular component: nucleolus. Bases 97 to 1560 code for a protein of 487 amino acids. Lineage: Eukaryota; Fungi; Ascomycota; Dothideomycetes; Eremomycetales; Eremomycetaceae. The record is from RefSeq and is a predicted model, not a curated record. Gene Ontology annotation, molecular function: rRNA (adenine) methyltransferase activity. Gene Ontology annotation, biological process: ribosomal large subunit biogenesis; rRNA methylation. The transcript has a single exon.
GCUCCACCUGAGAAGGACAGCUCAUUCGAAUAUUCAAGGAUCUGUUUCUAGUUAGGCGAUCACACUUCUAGAGACAGCUGUCCUUAUUUGACCAAGAUGUCGAAUGCACUAUUCUCCGUUCCUGGCUGGAAUCUUUCCACGUCAUUGAAGACGGAGAUUCCGGACCCUCGCACUGCCAAGGGGAAGAAAUCCAAGAAAGGAUCGAAGGGAGGUGCUGCUGAAGGUCCUCCUCAGCCGGCCAAACCUCCGAAGUUGACUAGCAGUAAUAAUGUACCUGUUGGACAAUCGAAAAAACGAAAGCAGGAUGGGGAGGCUGCAGAUGUUGAGGAACCGCAGAAAAGAGCAAGGACCGAUCCUUCCGAAGGCGAUGUGAUUGAUGAGACUGGGACCACUCCUAAAGGGCAGAAAACCUCGUCCAAGGCGAAGAAGAACCUUCAAAAUAAACCUCAGCAUGACCAAUCCAACCAAGCCGCCGCCAAACCCAAGGCUCCAACAACGAAACCAGCCAACACAAAGGCGAAGGAGCCCGCUUCCAAGCUCACCCCUCUCCAAUCCAAGAUGCGCGCCAAACUCACCUCCGCGCGCUUCCGCCACCUCAACGAAGCGCUCUACACCACCCCCUCCUCGGACUCCUUCUCCCUCUUCGGCAAGAGCCCUGAAAUGUUCGCUGACUACCACGCCGGCUUUGCCCAGCAGGUCGGCAGCUGGCCGGAGAACCCCGUCGACGGAUACGUCCGCGACAUCACCGCUCGCGGGAGCGUCACCGAGGUCAAGAAGGGCGACCACGGCGACGAGUCCGCUCCGUCUGUCCUCCCGCUCCCACGCGAUCGGCGCACUGGACGAUGCCGGAUCGUCGAUCUGGGGGCGGGAACGGCGCCGUUGGCGCGGGCGCUGCGGCCGAAGAUGAAGAAGCUGGGGCUGAAGGUUAGUAGCUACGAUCUGGGGUCAGACUCGGACAUGGUGACGAAGGCGGACAUUUCGAACCUGCCGCUGCGCGAGGGGGAGGUGGAUGUGGCGAUCUUCUGUCUUGCGCUGAUGGGGACGAACUGGCUGGACUUCAUCGAGGAGGCGUAUCGCGUCCUGCGGUGGAAGGGGGAGUUGUGGGUGGCGGAGGUGAAGAGUCGGUUUUCGCGGCCGGGGAAAGGUGGUGCGGGCCAUACGAAAACGACGAAGAUUGGGACGCGCAAGAAGGGGGUGAAGGAGGAGGAGGACGAGCUGCCGCAGGGAUCUUUUAUUGUCGAUGAGGUGGAUGGCGAUGGAGAUCCCAUUGAAAAGACGGACGUCCAGGCUUUCAUCGAUGCCUUGGGCAGACGGGGCUUCGUGCUGAAGCAAGACAAGGGGGCGGAUCUGAGCAACAGGAUGUUCGUCAAAAUGUGGUUCGUCAAAGCGGCUCCAGCGCAGGUGGGAAAGAACGUGAGGGAGGUUGAAAAGACGCAGAUGGAGCAGCCGGAGAGAUUUGCGAGAGGGCAGAAGAGACCUCAAGGCAAAUUCAUCGAUAAGCCGAUCGCGGCUGAGGAUGAGGCGAAGAUUCUAAAGCCGUGUGUAUACAAGCUGAGAUAAAGUAUCAUCCAAAUCCAGUUCAAUUUAACGCA